Athene cunicularia (burrowing owl) is the source of this 4099-nucleotide messenger RNA. RefSeq names its product phosphatidylserine synthase 2 (gene PTDSS2). The coding region runs from base 498 to 1775 and encodes 425 amino acids. The transcript is spliced from 12 exons. Gene Ontology annotation, molecular function: L-serine-phosphatidylethanolamine phosphatidyltransferase activity. Gene Ontology annotation, biological process: phosphatidylserine biosynthetic process. The record is from RefSeq and is a predicted model, not a curated record. NCBI's taxonomy places the organism in Eukaryota, Metazoa, Chordata, Aves, Strigiformes, Strigidae.
AGGAGCUGCCAUCGCUUUGUCACUGCUUGUCAUUUUCUGGUCAGAGCUACCAACUUGCUCCUUCCAGAAGACAAACUGAUUGAGAAGGUCUUUCAUCCUGGCUUCUGGAUUUCAUGCUAGACUGAAAAUACAUUUAUGUGGCUAAGCAUCUCAAAAACUUGCUGCAAGAGAAUCUGGCUUCAGCUGGGAAUGAAAACUGAGCUAAAAGGGAAACGAUGAGAUAUCUUGCUUCCUUCUCAUCAGACAGGGGAGCUUGUUGAAUUUCAAGUUGGUGGUUGUGGCACCAAGAAUAAGCCAACAGCAAGGUGCAUGAAGCUCUCAAACGCUGACCAUCGGCUUGGCUACCAACUCCUUCCAGGCAUGAAUGAAAGUAGACCAUUGUUCUAGUAGACGAGUUUCUAGAUACGUUUAUCUAAAUGAAGAUGUGCUAAUUGAUUUUUUGGCAGCUUACAUGACACUCAAUGCAUUGAAAAAGUAAUUGACUUCAUAUAGGUGUCAUGACAGUGACACGGAGAGCUCAUACCUUAACAGUCUUGUUCAUCCUCACGUGUGCGCUGGGCUACGUAACCUUACUUGAGGAAACACCGCAAGAUACAGCCUACAAUACAAAGAGAGGUAUUGUUGCCAGUAUAUUGGUUUUCUUAUGUUUUGGAGUUACACAAGCUAAAGAUGGACCAUUUUCAAGACCUCAUCCAGCUUACUGGAGGUUUUGGCUGUGUGUCAGCGUGGUGUAUGAGCUCUUCCUCAUCUUUAUCCUCUUUCAGACUGUACAAGAUGGCAGACAGUUCAUGAAGUACAUUGAUCCACAUUUAGGGGUUCCUUUGCCAGAAAGAGACUACGGUGGCAACUGCCUUAUUUAUGAUCCCGGCAAUGAAACCGAUCCAUUUCACAAUAUCUGGGACAAGCUGGAUGGAUUUGUUCCUGCUCAUUUUUUUGGCUGGUACCUGAAAACAUUGAUGAUUCGAGACUGGUGGAUGUGUAUGAUUAUCAGUGUAAUGUUUGAGUUUCUGGAGUACAGUCUGGAACACCAGCUGCCAAACUUCAGUGAAUGCUGGUGGGAUCACUGGAUAAUGGAUGUGAUCUUAUGUAAUGGAUUGGGAAUUUACUGUGGGAUGAAGACGCUGUCUUGGCUUUCUUUGAAAACAUACAAAUGGCAAGGACUUUGGAACAUUCCUACGUACAAGGGAAAAAUGAAGAGAAUUGUCUUCCAGUUCACCCCAUAUAGCUGGGUGAAGUUUGAGUGGAAGCCAGCAUCCAGCUUACGCAGAUGGCUAGCAGUUUGUGGCAUAAUCUUUGUAUUUUUAUUGGCAGAGCUGAACACAUUUUACUUGAAGUUUGUCCUUUGGAUGCCACCAGAACACUACUUGGUCCUGUUACGACUUGUCUUUUUUGUCAAUGUGGGAGGUGUGGCUAUGAGGGAGAUCUACGACUUCAUGGACGACCCGAAGUUCUAUAAGAAGUUGGGUCAGCAGGCAUGGCUGGUUGCUGCUAUUACUGCCACGGAGUUUCUGAUCGUCGUGAAGUACGAUCCCUAUACGCUCACGCUUUCUCUUCCUUUCUACAUCACCCAGUGCUGGAUCUUGGGGAUUAUACUUGUGCUCACUUGGACAGCCUGGCGUUUCUUCAUUCGUGACAUCACUUUGCGGUAUAAGGAGAUAAGGCGACAGCAGCAAGAGCACAAAUAUGAAAAGGACAAAUGCUUGAGCAAUGGUGAUGGACUCUCAUCGAUACUGGAUGAACAAAAUGGGAACAAACUAAGGGAGAGGAAACUUUGAGCAACAGAUAAAGGGCUAAAAGGAACUCGUAGUGCUCAAGUUGGCCUGGACAGUUUCAACCUUAUCCUACCUAACUUGUAAUUUUUAUUGUUAGCUUUCCAAAGUGUGAAAAUCCUCUCGAGGGGAAGAUGUCACUUUGACACACACACCCUUUCUCCUCGUGUACACCUAGUCAGAGUCGGAGAAAGUCUGUGUAGAGGGAAGUCAGAACCAAAACGGUUGCGACGCGAUGGGAUCUUCAUUCAGGCGUGUUGUAUGUCUUCCUUGAAACCAGGGUUUGGAGACAAGGGGCUUUCAAACAAAGCGCAAAGGGAAUCUAGCUGAUCUAUUCCCAGUAAACUGUGAGAUUCUGAUUUUGACGUUUGGGCAUUAGGAACACUUGUUUUGGAGUGUACAGAUACCAGACACAGGAAAGGAUUUUAUUUUUUUUUUUCUGCUGAAACUACCUUGAGCUGUGGAGUAAGAUUGUGUAAAGUGUUCAGCCACCAACUGACAGAACUGCAGUGAGAAAAACAGAUAAACUGAAACUUGUGAACAAGUUGCGUAACUUGCACAGAAUGUAAUACAGUACACUACUGUUACAGCCCCUGUAGUACGGGGGUUAUUGCCUUUCUCUAAACUGACUUUCCACAUCCUGGAAUAGCCUACAAUAGUUUUAUGUUGUAUCACAGCUCUAGGGAGACAGACAACUUCUCCUUAGUUCUCUUUUUUUAAAAAAAAAUUUCUUUUAGUCUUAGUCAUCUCUUAAAUGUAAGGGAAGGGUAAAUAAGGAAGGUCAACCUGCCUUUCCUUUGCUUCAUGGAGUAAAAUAUAUUGCAAGCAGAAAGCUGGGAGUUACUCCGUCAGUCUUAAGUUAUUUGCCUUAUUGUCGGCUCUUUUAGUUUGCUUACCAAGAGGGUUUCGUUCUCUGUGUCUGCUGCAGGGGCAGGUCAGGUUCUGCCACCCCCAGAGCUGCCCCGUUCCUGCCGAGGUACCUCCAGGCUGAGCGAUCUCCCGUGUCCAGCUGGAAGAGGCUUCUCCGCAGCCCCUCACCCCAGAGCUGCCGGGAUGUGCCAGCCCCGGGGAGAGCACAGCGAGGCAGCGGCGGCCUCCCGAGCAGCUGCGGGGGUCUGCAGGCCAGGCCAGGCAGCGGUACUGCUGGUGACUCAGCAUCUAGGAAGAGAAACUGGAAACCUGGGCUGCUUUUUCUUUUUCUUUGGGGGUCAUUAUUUCAAAAUGUUAAGUGCUACACUAAGCAUCAGUUUUGUAACCUCUGCUCUAAGGCUUUGAGUUGGCGUCUGAGGCACUGAUGUAACUGUAACCAUGUCACUUUUUAAAUACUGUGAUCUAAUCUGGCUGUUAAGGGAUAUUUUUCAGGGAGGUGUUUAUCCAGAAGAAAGUGACAUAAACACCCCCGGUAAAAUUUCAAGAGCGCAACUCCAAAUUUUUUAAGUGGCAGGAGACUUGCAGAGCUGCUAACUAGCAAACAUCCGCAUUUUUGAUCUGGUUUUGUCUUGUGUGGGAACACCAGCCCAAACCUGCAUUUCUCCCGUGUUUACAGUGACCCAGGUACUUUCCACCCCGAGCAACUGGGCACUGCCUUCAGUUAAUGAAGCGGUUUGGUUGCAUCUGGAGAGCUCAACAAAUGAAGGAGAGGCGGUGGGCCGGGGGCUGCCCCAGCUGCUGGCAGAAGCGGUGGAGGGUGACCGGUACGAGAGGUGGCAUCGGGCUUCUCUUGAGUCACUCAGGGGCUGCUCGGAAAUGAUCCUGUGGUGCUGCUGUGAGGUAGUGAAGAAUAUCUGGCUGUGUAACUAGGUGCUGACAGUUUGAAAACGGGCAGAAAGUGCAGAGUUAAGUAUUUAUUUCUAUGCCUUCCCAGCCAGAGUCGUUCUAGUUCCAGCUCUAGCCCAGCCUUACCAACUGUUCCCUGACUGUUUGGUAGCUCGUACCAGUGUGUUGUGCUCGUGUGGUCCCAGCUGAGCGAGGCUCAGGUCAGGCUGUCUCCAUUCUCCUUGUGCUGAUGAACACUGGCCCCCCUCGAUCGCUUUGCCCACGACCUCCCAGGCCCGUCUCACAGUUCGGGUGGUAGCAGGCACCCCCAGGAGGGACCUUCCUCCUCCCUUCCCCACCAAAGACCCUCCCCCGAGGUACAUUUGAAACAACUGGUGAGGAAUAGCGGGUGCUCGAGGUGUUCUGCAUCUGUCCCCUGGUAACGGCUCUGGAGCUUUGACCUAAUACAUAAACCACUGACUUGUUUGUCUACACUCAUCUCAACAGCUUUUAUGGUUAGUCUGGAUAACCGAACCGGUGUAAUAAAGCGAUGUUUGCUGGUGUGUUCUUUGGUA